Molecule: messenger RNA, 2416 nt
Organism: Erigeron canadensis
Lineage: Eukaryota; Viridiplantae; Streptophyta; Magnoliopsida; Asterales; Asteraceae
Product: BTB/POZ domain-containing protein DOT3
Exons: 7
Coding region: 313-2079 (588 amino acids)
Molecular function (GO): protein binding
Source: RefSeq, a predicted model, not a curated record
UGUCCCUGAAACAAAGUGGUCACGUUCCACCACUAAGGGCCAGCGAGAGGUGGGGCCGACAGAAGUUUUUGCUAGUACUCAAAAUGUAUUGAGUAGGAAACGAGCCAAUUAAGUGGUUCUAAACUAUGGUUACCAUGUAAUUUAUUGAUUAAAGUGAGAGAUGUGUAAUGCUGACAUGACAGUCUAACGAGUGUGCGUGAGAAUCACACUGUAUCAGACAAUGAGGUGAACUAGUUGGGAGGCAAAGAGAACAACAUAUAACCAUAUAUAUAUUCCACUGAGAUCGUCGAUUACGAAGGUGACAAUACUCAGAUGCAUCAGCAAGAACUAGUAGUUCCUGCAACACUAAUCUCUAUGGCAGAAAGCUUUGAGAAAAAAGGCCAUUCAUGGUUUGUUGUUUCUCAACUUCCAUCCGAUCUAUCUAUAAAACUUGAUGAUAUAACAUUUCAUGUCAACAAGUAUCCGCUAGUUUCAAGAUGUGGUUAUCUACAACAAAUUGAUCUACAGACUUCAGCCUCAAAUGAUGGUUACGAAAUGAAACUAGAAAACUUUCCAGGUGGAGCAGAAACGUUUGAAGUCGUGGUGAAGUUUUGUUAUGGUCUUUCGGUAUCUUUGAACCCCAGAAACGUCGCUUACUUAAGGUGUGCAGCAGAGUUCCUAGACAUGACUGAAGAGCUAGAAGAUGGCAAUCUUAUCUCUAAAACUGAAUCUUUUCUCACUUUUGUGGUCUUUUCUUCAUGGAAGGACUCCAUUACGGUCUUGAAAUCAUGCAAAAAUCUCUUUCCGUGGGCUGAAAACCUUCAGAUUGUAAGAAGGUGUUGUGAUUCAAUCGCUUGGGCUUCUCAAGAAACCGCCAGUGCACAAAGGCGGUGGUUAAACGAUGUAUCCACUCUCCAUAUUGAUCAUUUCAAGAGGAUUAUAACAUCAAUGACACUAAAAGGAACAAGACCGGAAUUCUUAGGUUCAUGCAUUAUGAUUUAUGCAGAAAAAUGGUUGCUAGGUAAUGAUGUAGAAAUAGAAGGGUUAAAACACCAUACAAAUGGUAAAAACGAGCUUGUAUGGAGUAUUUACAAUGGACAAAAAAAGGAAAAAGAAUCAGGCAAUCAGAGUCAAGAGCAACGGGUAAUUAUAGAGACCCUGGUGAGCAUAUUGCCUCAUCAGAAAGACGCUGUUUCUUGCAGAUUUUUGUUGUGGAUGUUGAAGAUGGCUAUGGUUUAUUCGGUUUCACCCGCUUUAGUCUCUGAGCUAGAGAAACGAGUGGGGAUGGUAAUGGAAAAUGCAAGUGUAUAUGAUCUUUUGAUACCAGCUGAAGGAAAUCAAUUGAAAUCAUUAGGGGAGCAGACUAUGUACAAUGUGGAUUCUGUUCAAAGGAUUUUGGAAUACUACUUGAUGAAUGAACAGCAGAGAAACACAGGAACUAAUGGGAAAUCAAACAUUAGUAAACUGCUGGAUAAUUACCUUGCAGAAAUAGCAGGAGAUCCAAAUCUUUCCGCCACCAAAUUUCAAGUGAUUGCUGAAUUGUUACCUGAGGCUGCACGUCCAUGUGAUGAUGGACUCUACCGUGCAAUUGACAUAUAUCUCAAGGCACAUCCUGAGCUAUCAGACCAUGACAGAAGAAGAUUGUGCAGAGUCAUGAACUGUCAGAAACUUUCAGUUGAUGCAUGCUCUCACGCUUCACAAAACGAUCGACUGCCUGUUAGAACAGUUCUGCAGCAGGUACUAUUUGCUGAGCAAGUGAAGCUAAGGGAAACAAUACAAGAAAAACAGCAAACAACAAACGCAGACCAGGAAGAUAACUGGUCCUCUCAAAAGGAAGAAAUCAAAAUGCUGAAAGCAGAAUUGGAGAAAAUGAUGGUUAUAAUUGAAGAGAUCCAAACUGAUCACACAAAUUUACAACAAGAUUGCAAAACAAUAAGAACAAAACAGAACGCUUUGUCGGGUUGGAUUUUAGGAUGGAACAAAAUCAAAAAAACUAGUUUGUUCCAUUCGAAAUUGAAUGGAAAUGAAAAUAGAGAGGGGAAGGGAGAAAAAAGAAUCAGCUCUAUGCUAAGAACGAAUAGGAGGCAAUCUGUGGGUUGAAGUUAUUAGUUAAGUAGUUAUCUAAGUGCUAGUUCUCUCUUCUUUUCUUUUUCUUUUUUUUUUUUUUUUUGUCAUUUUUACUGGCCAUCGGUUUUUCAAUCGUUUUCGUGUACAUGUCAGUAAUCAAAAACAUCAAAUUUCGACAUAUAUGUGAUAAUAUUCAUCGACUAACUGGGUUGCAUCAAGUGGAAAACCCGAGGUCCUCUUGCGAGUGUAGAAGACGGUAUUGGGGCACGGUUGUGUUUUUUUUGACAGUAUAUAUCAAUUUCAGUCCAGUUUAUGUUCGUGGAAAUUUAGUUGUGAUUUAAGAUGGAACAAGAUCAAUCCUUGUCAUAAA